Messenger RNA from Uloborus diversus, 1113 nucleotides. RefSeq lists its product as uncharacterized. NCBI's taxonomy places the organism in Eukaryota, Metazoa, Arthropoda, Arachnida, Araneae, Uloboridae. The record is from RefSeq and is a predicted model, not a curated record. Gene Ontology annotation, biological process: DNA integration. Gene Ontology annotation, molecular function: nucleic acid binding. The transcript has a single exon. Bases 1 to 1113 code for a protein of 370 amino acids.
AUGCCUAAAGAAAGGUGGCCGAAGCAUGACAUUCUUCCCAGCAAUAAUGAUUAUUUGAUUGAAAAGAGGUCCAAAUUAAAUUCUAUUCAGCUUUCCUGCAAUGUUAAAUUACUUACAGAACCAUUGCUGGAUUUAGGAAAAUUUAGUAAACUUAAUCGUGUAUACAACAUCACCGCUUGGAUUUUCAGAUUCCUUAAUAACAUUAAUAAGAAAAAGACUAAGCUGUCAGGUGAGCUUACUACUGCAGAAAUUACAAAAUCGGAAAAAUAUUGGUUAAAGUUAACUCAACAAACUGUGUUCACUCUUGAGAUUGAAGAACUGAAACGGGAAGAACCUAUCAAUAAAAAUUCUCCUUUAUACAAUUUAAACCCUAAAUUGGAUGAAGAUGGUUUAUUAUAUUUAUCGGGAAGACUUCGCUUAUCUGAUCUGCCUCUAAGGGAAAAAAAUCCUUGGAUACUCCCGGGCGGGGAACAAUUCACCAAACUGCUAAUUCUUCAGGCCCAUGAAAAAGUUUAUCAUUAUGGAGUAGCCACAACCUUGGCGCAUCUUCGAGAAACAUAUUACAUCAUCAAAGGAAGGAAAUAUGUUAAAUCUGUGCUGAAAUCUUGCAUUAUUUGCAAAAGAUUUAAAGUUAGACCUGGCAAAGAAGAAAUUGCUCCUUUACCGAAGGAUAGGAUAAUUGAAUCACCCCCAUUUGAGACCUGUGCUGUUGAUUUCGCCGGCCCUAUUUUUAUCAAAACUAAAUCGGGCCCGGAAAAAGCUUACAUUGUGCUCUUCACCUGUGGAGUUACUAGAGCUGUUCAUCUGGAAGUAGCAUCUGACCUCAGCACUGAAACCUUCAUCUUAGCUUUCAAAAGAUUUGUUUCACGUAGAGGACUCUGUAAAAUUAUAUACAGUGAUAAUGCCAAGACCUUUAUCAAAACUGAUAGUUUACUGAAGGAGAUUUGGAGUAAGAUUUCCAAAGCUGAGGUUCAACAGUAUUUUACUAAAAACCGAAUUGUGUGGAAAUUUAUUGUACCUAGAGCCAGCUGGUGGGGUGGGUUUUGGGAGCGUAUGGUGCGUUCUGUCAAAACGCCCUUGAAGAAAGUUUUAGGACGAUCUUGCUUGAGCUAA